This is a messenger RNA of Porites evermanni, 374 nucleotides long. NCBI's taxonomy places the organism in Eukaryota, Metazoa, Cnidaria, Anthozoa, Scleractinia, Poritidae. The record is from the annotation of a GenBank genome assembly.
GACCUAAGACCCCAUGGACUAAAAGGAAGACCCCAUGGGCUAAAACGAAGACCCCUUGGACUAAAACGAAGACUCCAUGGACUAAAACGAAGACCCCUUGGACUAAAACGAAGACCCCAUGGACUAAAACGAAGACCCCUUGGACUAAAACGAAGACCCCAUGUAUUAAAACGAAGACCCCUCUGACUAAGACGAAGACCCCAUGGACUAAAACGACGACCCCUUGAACAAAAAAACGAGGACCUCUUGGACUAAAACGAAGACCCUUUGGACUAAAACGAAGACCCUUUGGACUAAAACGAAGACCCCGUGGACUGAGACGAAGACCCCUUGGACUAAAACGAAGACCCCAUGGACUAAAACGAAGACCCCUU